This is a messenger RNA of Suillus subaureus, 588 nucleotides long. RefSeq lists its product as uncharacterized. Bases 1 to 588 code for a protein of 195 amino acids. NCBI's taxonomy places the organism in Eukaryota, Fungi, Basidiomycota, Agaricomycetes, Boletales, Suillaceae. Gene Ontology annotation, molecular function: oxidoreductase activity. The record is from RefSeq and is a predicted model, not a curated record. The transcript has 4 exons.
AUGGCAAAGCCGGGCCGCAACUGGACCCAGGAGCCGCAUGAUAUACAUCUUGAGGACUAUGGGCGAGAAGCGGCGAAGCAUAUUAGCUUCUUGAAUGAUGAUGAGAUUGAGCACGGAUACUAUCCUGAGAGUAUCGACUUCAUCAAGAGGGUUACGGGAGCGACCAGCAUUGUCAUCUUCGAUCACCAUAUUCGUCGCCAUCGCCCAGGCGAGGCACACGAUAACCCACAGAAACUUCAACCAAUCUCCUUGGUUCAUGUGGACCAAACGACUGCGUCGUCCAUUGCUCGUGUUCAUAGGCACCUCCCUUCAACAGAAGCUCUUUCCCUCCUUCGCAGACGCUUCCAAAUCGUAAACCUCUGGCGUCCUAUACCGCAUGCAGCUGUAGAUCGGCCGAUUGCACCAUGCGACUUCCGCAGUGUCGAUCUGAAAUACAUGAAGGCAAUGACCCCAGAAGACUUUGACUCGAUACAAGAUGGCAGUGUGGCAAGGUUGACCCCUCAUACUGGAUUCCAAGACCCGAAAACUCCAGAAGGAACGCCACUUCGGGAAUCCGUCGAGGUGAGGGCUCUGGUAUUCUAUGAUUAG